AUGUCGAAAAUCGAGGAUGCAGCCGACAGCAUCUUCAACGACAGCUCGCGGACGCUGGCGCCCGAGGCUGUCGCAUCGCAGGUCGCCCUCAUGAGUAUCGUGUCGAUCGUCACCGUUCUUUUGUUCAACCUGCUCAGACCAAAGAAUAAGAUCAUCUACGAACCCAAGGUCAAGUACCACGAAGGAAACAAGCCUCCACCACGCAUAACAAGUCAUCUAUUUGGCUGGCUACCGCCAUUAGCACACACGAAGGAACCUGAACUGCUCGAUAAAAUUGGUCUCGAUGCCGUCGCUUUCCUGCGCUUCAACCGGCUUCUUCGCCAGCUCUUCUCUGGCAUCGUUCUCCUCACUGGCGCCAUUCUCAUUCCCAUUAAUGUCACCUACAACUUGAAAAACGUCGACAAGAAGAGCCGUGACCUCCUCUCCAUGCUCACGAUCCGGGACGUGCAGGGCGACUUCCUUUAUGCCCACGUCGCAACAACCUACCUCAUCACAAUCCUGAUCAUGGGUGUGGUAUGGUACCACUGGACACAGAUGAUCAAGUUGCGCCAUCAAUGGUUCCGCUCCCCCGAAUACCUCCAGUCAUUCUACGCCAGGACGCUUCAAGUAAUCCACGUACCGAAGAAGUACCAGUCCGACAAUGGCCUCAAGGAAAUCUUUGAUCAACUAGGAAUGCCCUACCCCACCACUAGUGUCCAUAUCGGUCGCAAAGUCGGCAAGCUCCCCGAACUUAUCGAGUACCACAACCAAACCGUCCGCGAAUUCGAACAAAUUCUCGUGCGAUACUUGAAAGGCGGGAAGAUCAAGUCCAAGCGUCCAACUAUCCGGAUUGGUGGUAAAUUUGGAUGCGGGGGCGUUACGAAGGAUGCGAUUGACUUCUAUACUGCAAAGCUGAAGCGCACUGAGGCCGCAAUCGAGGAGUACCGCAACCAGAUUGACACCCGCAAGGCCGAGAACUACGGUUUCGCGAGUUUGGCCGCUGUUCCCUACGCCCAUAUCGUUGCCCAGAAGCUCGAGGGCAAGCACCCCAAAGGCACAACAAUCUCGCUGGCACCCAACCCCAAGGAUAUCGUGUGGAGCAACAUGAACAAGACCGAUGGCGAACUCGCAAGGAAAAAGUUGAUCGGUGUCCUCUGGCUCGUCCUAGUCUGCUUCUUCAACACGCUUCCUCUGUUCGUGAUUUCGGCUCUUGCAAACAUGGACGCUCAAUGGUUUGAAUCGUCACCCAAGACCUUUGCUAUCGUUUCUGGUGUGCUCCCCGCGACGGUUUCUGGCAUCUUCGGUUUCUUCCUCCCUAUCGUUAUGCGUUGGUUGACCAAGUACAUGGGCGCUCUGACCUACUCGAGACUUGAUAGAGCUGUCAUUGCGCGCUACUUUGCAUUCCUGAUCAUCUCGCAGUUGAUAAUCUUCACUUUGAUUGGUGUCCUAUUCAACUCGGUGAAGGAGAUCAUCAAGGCGAUUGGCAAGCAGGGCUUGAACCUGAAUGACAUUCUUGCGGAAUUGGACAAAUUGCCUGGCAAGAUCCACACCACCUAUAUCAAUCAGGCUUCGUAUUGGCUGACUUUCUACCCACUCCGUGGUUUCCUUGUUGUCUUCGAUCUCGCCCAGAUCAUCAACCUCGUCUGGCUUUCGUUCAAGACUCAUGUCUUCGGUCGUACCCCUCGAGAUAUCCGAGAGUGGACGCAGCCACCCGAGUUCCAAUAUGCCGUGUACUACUCCAACUUGCUCUUCAUGUCUGCUGUUGGUCUGGUGUUCGCUCCACUUGCUCCCCUUGUCGCCCUGGCAGCCUGCUGCGUCUUCUGGAUGGGUUCUUGGGUCUAUAAAUACCAACUCAUGUUUGUCUAUGUCUCAAAGGUCGAGAGUGGUGGGCGAAUUUGGAACGUCGUUAUCAACCGACUUUUGUUCUGCGUCUUGCUCAUGCAAUCGCUCAUGGUUCUUACCAUCGGUCUGCAGAAGGGAUUCAGGUCCUUGCUCUGGCUCUCUGCUCUCCCUCCCGUCCUAUUCAUCAUCGCCUUCAAGUUCUACAUCAACGCGAAGUUCAUCCCUGCCUUCCGCUACUUCACACCAACCGAGGAAGAAAUCCACAAGGCCAAGGUCCACUCCGAACGUGCUGAUCACAAGGCUAACAAACUCGAGAAGCGCUUCGGUCAUCCCGCUUUGCAUAUGGAGCUGUUCACGCCCAUGUUGCACGCGAAGAUGAUGCCCCUUCUCACUCAGGUGUAUUCUGGCAAGAUCAAGGAGGACAAGGCGCAUUUGGACGAGUAUGGAGGACAGAAGAUGGCUGCUCAGAUCGUCCCUGGUGGUAUCAGGAUCGCUGCUAUCAACCAAGCCGACCUCGAAUACGACCCUGUCAUGUACCAGCGGGACCGUGGCGAACUCGAUUGGGAUCAACGUUCGAUUUCGUCUACGAAUAUGCUCGACACCGCUUCCACGCUCAAUGGCCACUACACAAGCCCCAGCACAUCUAAACUGAACGACUAUCUACAUUAUGGACCUACCAAGGCACAUGGUUCUGAAUUUGAGAUGACGCCUGUGGAUUCUAUGACCGACCUGCUCGAUCCUCGUGUGGCUGGAUAUCACGGCCAAGGAUUCGAUUCCCACAACUCACUCGCCAGACCGCCUUCGCUCUAUCAACAAGGCGGUAACGACUCCGCGCGAGACUUGUACCGACCUCAGGACCGCAGCUACUCGCCUAGUCCCUACUCCGACUCUCAACACACGCUCGUCAACUAUUCCGAAUCUCAACAACAACAUCAAUACCCACCGCAACAUACCCGCCAACCGAGUGGUAACAUGCUGGCUAAUUAUCAGCCCCGGACGCAGUCACCCAGCCCGUACGCUCGUGCUGGCACCCCUCAACAAUACCCCCCUCAACAGCAACACGGCCGGGCAUCACCUGGUCCUAAUCAAGCGUAUCAGUCUGCUCGGACGCCUUCGCCAGGACCUUAUCAGGCUCUUGGAAGGACGUCACCGGGGCCUAAUCAGGCGUAUACGGGAAGGAUGUCUCCAGGACCUAACCAGGCUUAUGGAUAUGGUCAGCAGCAACAGACAUAUCCCCAGCAUGGCCGACAGCCAAGUGGGAAUAUGCUCAAUGCGCCAAUGAACCAGACGCGCUCUCCUUCACCGAUGGGUCAACAGGCCUAUCCUCCGCAACAACACGUGAGGCAGCAAAGUGGGAACAUGCUGCAUCAGAUCAAUACACAGGUGCAUCCACAGCAACAGCAGCAGCAGCACCUAAGAUCACCUAGUGCCGACCUUCUUUCGGCACACGGACAUUCGCCGGUUGGGUCGAGUCCCUCCUCGCCCUCACCGUACUCACCACGUCAACAAGGAGCGUUGAACGCUCGACAGCCACAGAACCAUGCUGGACGUGGUGCAUUUGGCCAUGGACAAGGACAAUAA
Messenger RNA from Coprinopsis cinerea okayama7#130, 3402 nucleotides. RefSeq lists its product as hypothetical. The transcript has 14 exons. Lineage: Eukaryota; Fungi; Basidiomycota; Agaricomycetes; Agaricales; Psathyrellaceae. Gene Ontology annotation, molecular function: calcium-activated cation channel activity. The coding region runs from base 1 to 3402 and encodes 1133 amino acids. The record is from RefSeq and is a predicted model, not a curated record. Gene Ontology annotation, cellular component: plasma membrane.